UGGGUUUGGUGUUUGACUUGAAUGUUGAUGAGUCUUCUCUCUCUUCCUUGCCUUCCUUGCUUUGCUAAUUGCUUUGGGUGUUGGUCAUUGGUAAUUGUUGGUACCCUUCUGCCCUUCUCUAACUUCUCAGAGAAGAGAGACUAGUAUCACAAUCUGCGCCUCCUUGCAGACCGUGUGUAUCGGGGCUUCUUUUUUCCCAUUUUUCUCUAUGUUUUUUCUUCUUUACAAUUUCAACUCUUCUACUGGUUUUUCUUUUUAUGCUUUUUCUUGCUUUCAGUCCUUCUCUUUCUCAAUCAAAGUUUGCUCCUUUUUUCUAUGUAUAUACUCCAUUUUAUCAUCUAAUAUCAUCAAAAUCUUUCUUGGGUUAUUACAGUUCGGGAAUAACAAUAUAAUCUUUUGGUUUUCUCAUACAGAUCCAUCUAUUUUUUCUCACUUCUUCACUCACUGCUCUUUUUGCUCUAGAACUGGAUUAACUUUGGGUGAAUCACUUCUGGAGUUUAGUUUUUGUAAUUAGGUAGAUGUGGUAUUUGUAGAAACCCCUAAAAAUUGUUGUGAUAGAUUAGUCUUAUGGUUGAACUUACUGUGAUUGAUUUGGUGUUCAAACGUUAACUUUUGGAGGGCAUAUAGAGUUAUAGUUGAGCUACAAACUUGAAGAAGUGUUUUUGGAGAGGCAUGUAUAAAAAGUGAAGUGUAGUUUCUGUUUUCGGUGUGAAUAGAAUGGGCGGGAUAUGCUCUAGGAGGGCGAUUGUUGAUAAUGUACCUAGUAGUAGUUAUUCACAAAAUGGGGGUAGUAUUUUCAAUGCCGGAGCAUUUGUAGAAUCGAAUGCGUUGCCUGGAAAAGUAAAAAGUGGCUCAAGUCCUUCUAAUGGCGAGGAGAACGUGGAUAAGCAGCCAAGGGAGCCCUUUUCGUUUCCGGAAUUUGAUGCCAUUACAGAUGGAAUCAAUGAAAGCUCCAUUGAGACAUACAGUGAUGCCGUUGAUGAUGGAAUUCCACGAUUUGGUAGAGUUUUAUCGCAGAAAUCUCGGUCUACAAAGUCUAGGCAAGUCGCUGUUGGAAAGGUGUCAGAGAUGAGCUCUCUUUUGGGUAAAGCUGGUACUGUUGGGCUUGGCAAAGCAGUAGAAGUUUUAGACACACUCGGUAGUAGCAUGACAAGCUUGCACCUCAGUAGUGGUUUUGUUUCAGGUGUCACUACUAAAGGAAAUAAGAUAGGGAUAUUGGCGUUUGAAGUUGCCAAUACAAUUGUAAAAGGUUCAAACCUUAUGCAGUCGCUUUCCAAGGAAAAUGUCAUACAUCUUAAGGAGGUAGUGCUUCGGUCUGAAGGGAUCAAAAGUUUAAUUUCUAAAGAUAUCGAUGAAUUACAAAGGAUUGCUGCCGCUGACAAGAGGGAAGAGUUGAAAGUAUUUUCUGGGGAGGUCAUUCGCUUUGGAAAUCGUUGUAAAGAUCCUCAAUAUCACAAUUUGGAUCGUUAUUUUGAGAAAUUGGCUUCUGAACUCACUCCACAUAAACUGAAAGAUGAAGCUGAGACGAUAAUGCAAAAUCUAGUGACAUUAGUUCAGUACACUGCAGAGUUGUAUCAUGAGUCACAUGCUUUGGACAGAUUUGAACAAGAUUACAAAAGGAAACUUCAGGAGGAAGAAAAUCCUAGCACAGCUCAAAGAGGAGACAGCCUGGCAAUCCUAAGGGCAGAAUUGAAGAGUCAAAGAAAGCACGUCAGAAGUUUGAAAAAGAAAUCACUUUGGUCCAGGAUUCUGGAAGAUGUGAUGGAGAAGCUUGUUGACAUAGUCCACUUUUUACAUUUGGAAAUUCAUGAAGCCUUUGGCAGUGCUGAAGCAGAUAAACCAAUAAGGGCAUCUUCGAAUAACCAUCAAAGAUUAGGUUCAGCUGGCCUGGCCUUGCAUUAUGCAAAUAUCAUUACUCAAAUAGAUACUCUUGUCUCUCGCUCAAACUCUGUACCACCAAACACGAGGGAUGCUUUAUACCAGGGACUGCCUCCGAACGUCAAGGCUUCUUUGAGAUCAAAAGUGCAGUCAUUUCAACUUAAAGAAGAGUUUACUGUCCAACAAAUUAAAGCGGAGAUGGAGAGAACCCUCUAUUGGCUUGUUCCCAUUGCUACAAACACCACAAAAGCACAUCACGGAUUUGGUUGGGUCGGAGAAUGGGCAAAUACCGGCUUCCUCAGUUCGGACGUCAACCGAAAAACUGCAGGCCAAAACGACUUGCUCAGAAUCGAGACACUAUAUCACGCCGAUAAGGAGAAAACGGAGACGUACAUCCUCGACCUAGUGGUGUGGCUCCAUCAUCUCGUCAGCCUAUCUAAAGCUACUUCUAGUUGUGGAACUCGAUCUCCUAUCAAAUCCCCGAUGCGCUCUCCCAACCAAACGACCCUACAACUAUCUCCACAUAAAACGACAUGCCCGUCUCCUACACUCUCGAUAGAAGACCAGCAGAUGCUUUGUGAUGUGACGAAGAGGAAACUUACUCCCGGGAUCAGUAAGAGCCAGGAGUUCGAUACGGUCAAAAGUCAUUUAAGUAAACAUCAAAGAUUGAGCAAGAGUAAUAGCCAUUCUCCUACAAGAGAAACUAAAAGAGAGAUAUAUUCUAUUCGACGUCCUUCAUCCGUUCCAAUCAUCGAUUUUGGUAUUGACCGGAGCAAAGCGUUGGAUGUCAUUGACCGAGUGGAUACGUUAUAGUGUGCUUGGGAUUUGUGAAUACGAAGGCGGGUUUUUCGCCCAGGACGAGGAAAAUGACUUUUGAAUGAAAAAUGAGAAAUUCAAUUGAAAACCCAGAAACAAAAUUAGGGGGCAAAAUGUAUUGUAUUUUCCAGAGAAUUCAGAUUUGCUGCUGAGAGGUGAGAUUACAUGGUUUUUGUCAGAUCAACAUGAUGUACAGAAUACUUUGAUUAUAAGUGGAAUAAUUGAAAAAAAAAAAAAUUGUUCUA
Messenger RNA from Amaranthus tricolor (Joseph's coat), 2939 nucleotides. RefSeq names its product protein PSK SIMULATOR 1. The transcript has 13 exons. Gene Ontology annotation, biological process: positive regulation of growth. The record is from RefSeq and is a predicted model, not a curated record. NCBI's taxonomy places the organism in Eukaryota, Viridiplantae, Streptophyta, Magnoliopsida, Caryophyllales, Amaranthaceae. Bases 718 to 2691 code for a protein of 657 amino acids.